AUGGGGAAGGGGAAGGGGGAGGGGAGGACGGAGGAGGGGGCACCCCCCCCCCCUCAAGGCGCCGGAGGGGCGCGGGUCCCGCCGCAGACGGCGGUCACUCGCGCGGCGGCAGGCGCCGGGGCGCCACCUGUUGUCAUGCCGGCGCGCUGGGCCUCGUCCGAGCGCCCGCUGUUCGUGCGCACCGUGUGGGCGGACGGCACGCGGCACGCCAUCCUCUCGCGCGACGACCCGCUGCGGGCCCCGCCCCCCGCGCCGCCCCCGAGCCGCCCCCGCGCCGCCCGGCCACCGCCCUGCUGCGACUCCCGCCGCCAGCUGGAGCGCUGCCUCGUCAGGCUGCGGCUCGUGCUGCACGCCGCCCGCGCGCAGUCCCCCGCCGCCGAGGACGAGGACGAGGACUUCUCGCCGCCCCCGCCCCCGCCCCCGGAGUCGCCGCCGCCCUUCAGCGCGUCCAGCUCGUCCGCGUCGGAGCAGGAGCAGGAGCAGGAGCAGGAGCAGGAGCAGGAGCAGGGGGGCGAGGGCGACGAGGGGCUGCGGUGGGACGCCGGUCUGCCCCCUCAGGACCUCAACCCGCUGUCGCAGCGCGUGCUGCAGUGGCUGGACCUGGCGGCGAAGAGCGGCGCGCCGCCGCCCCCGCCGCCCCCGCCGCCCCCAGCCCCGGGGCCGGAGGGGCGCGUCGAGAGGCGGGGCGCCGCCCCCGCCAGGACCGCGGCGGCGCUGAGCCACGUGGGCGCGGAGACGGCGCUGCAGGUGGUCGCGAGGGCGGUGCGCGGCCGGAGGCGGCGGCAGGCGGAGGCGCCGCCCCCGGAGGCCUGCGCGUCUCCCCGCCGCCACCAGCUGCACAUCUUCAUGCCGGUGCUGGCGAGGGACGCGGACAGCGCGUCGGACUGGAGCGGCGAUCUGUGA
Messenger RNA from Bacillus rossius redtenbacheri, 903 nucleotides. RefSeq names its product actin nucleation-promoting factor WASL-like. The record is from RefSeq and is a predicted model, not a curated record. Bases 1 to 903 code for a protein of 300 amino acids. The transcript has a single exon. Lineage: Eukaryota; Metazoa; Arthropoda; Insecta; Phasmatodea; Bacillidae.